AUGUUAGGGCAGCAGCAGCAGCAGCAGCAGCUGUACCCGGCGGCCGGGCUCCUGGCCGGGGAACGGGGCCGGCUGCUCUCCUGCUACGUGCAGGACUACCUCGAGUGUGUGGAGUCGCUGCCCCUGGACAUGCAGCGGAACGUGUCCGUACUGCGAGAGAUAGACACCAAGUACCAAGAAGCAUUAAAGGAAAUUGAUGAUGCCUGUGAAAAAUAUAAGAAAGAAAAUGAUCCACAUCAGAAGAAACGCCUUCAGCAGAAUCUUCAGAGAGCAUUAAUCAACAGCCAGGAACUGGGUGACGAGAAAAUUCAGAUUGUUACACAAAUGCUUGAGCUGGUAGAGAACCGAGCAAGGCAAAUGGAGUUGCAUUCACAAUGUUUUCAAGAUCCUUCAGAAAGUGAGAGGCCUUCAGAUAAGACAAAGAUGGAUUCUAGCCAACCAGAAAGGUCUUCAAGAAGACCCCGCCGACAGCGGACCAGUGAAAGCCGUGAUCUCUGCCACAUAGCAAAUGGGAUUGAAGACUGUGAUGAUCAGCCCCCUAAAGAGAAGAAAUCCAAAUCUGCCAAGAAAAAGAAACGUUCAAAGGCCAAACAGGAAAGGGAAGCUUCACCUGUUGAGUUUGCAAUAGAUCCCAAUGAACCUACAUACUGCUUAUGUAACCAAGUGUCUUACGGGGAAAUGAUAGGAUGUGACAAUGAACAGUGUCCAAUUGAGUGGUUUCAUUUUUCAUGUGUUUCACUUACUUAUAAACCAAAGGGAAAAUGGUAUUGCCCAAAGUGCAGAGGAGAUAAUGAGAAAACAAUGGACAAAAGUACUGAAAAAACAAAAAAAGAUAGAAGAUCGAGGUAGUAAAGGCCAUCCACAUUUUAAGGGAUUAUUUGUCUUUUAUAUAAUUCAUUUACUUUACAGAAAAUGUUUUAGGAUAAAUGCAUAAGGCUAUGCAAUAAUUUUUAAUCAUUAGUAUUAAUGGAGUAUUAAAAGUUGUCGUACUUUGUCUGUGGUUUACUUUUCUGCACUGAAUAACCAAAUGUUUUAAAGCCAGGUGGUCUUAGAACAACACAUGGAAAGAAUUAGGAACAAUGGGAAUAUGGUGUGAACAAGUUGCUUUUAUUUUUCUCCACAAACUGUACAUAUCUCAUUGUCACUUAAAAUGGAAAUGUUGUUAGUGGGUAAACACCAAAGGUUUACUAGUAUUUGAUUCUUCUCUACACUUUAAAAGUUUUUAGACUCUUCAGCUGAUGUGAACUCUAUUUUACCUCUGUGGUACAUCGAACCUUAUCUCUAGUCUCAUGAAGACUCAUUUAAGGAGCUAGAGAGGAAUGUUAAUUUAGGAUUCCAUGUGGAAUAAUGUACUCCUAUCAGAGUACCUUGCUGUUGUAUUUUUCUUAGCAGCAUUUUGAUACACUGCAGUAAUCCAUUUGUAAAUGACUCCUUUUCACAAAAGCAGCUAUUAAUCCGCCUGUGUUUUAAAAUUUAAACAGUUCUCCUUAAUAAACUUGGGCACUACAGAGUAGUUGGUAUACCAAAAAUACUACUGUUAGGUUAGAGCGGCAGAAUUUAAGCUCAUGUAGCAGUAUGGGUUCACAUUGUUUUUGGGCAUUCUUAAAGGUGGAUUGUAUUUCCUGAUACUGAAAACAUAACAACAACAACUCCAACUCUGAAUUUCUGUGUGAUCUGCUGGGGUGCUUGGGCACAGUUCUAAUCAAUUGGAAAGCAAUAUAGUAGUCCUUAAUAUCUGUAUAUCAAACAGUUGUUUUAAAUAGUUUUGCUGUUAUUUAAACAAUUUGCUUUCAUUUAAACAAUUUCCAUCGAUGAUGACACAUCAUUAUUUUAACUUGUAGUUGUAUUAAUCCUGACUUUCUCAUACUAGUGCUCCCUGAUAUGUUUGCUUUGAAUGAAUAUGAUUUUAGGAAAAUGCAGUUAAUCACGUGUUUGUAAAAUGGGUUUUCUAAGAGUCUUAUCUGUUAAAGAUAAGAAUGUUGAAGGGUGUAUGUUUGGGGAUUUUUGUUUGGUUGGGGGGGGCUAUAGCUUUAUCUGUGUGUAACCUGCCUUGUACUCUUCCUCUUUGUUUCUGAGCCUGACAAUCUUAAUUCUUAUUAACCUGGUAAAAACCCUAUCUGGGUCUAAGAAAUGUUUACUGUGUAAGCAACAGGGUGUUGUGGAAAGAACAUGGGACUCUGGAGAGUCAGACUGUGGUUCUAAUUCUGACCCUGACAUUAAAACUAGCUACUUCAUGUUAGACAAGUUGCUCAACUUCUCUGGCCCAAAUUUCCUCCUCUGUAAGGUGGUAGACUUGAACUAAAUGAUCCAUGAAGUCCCUUACAAUUAAAAUUCUCAUUUUCUGUACUAA
Vombatus ursinus (common wombat) is the source of this 2350-nucleotide messenger RNA. It is a transcript of the gene ING2, whose product is annotated as inhibitor of growth family member 2. Gene Ontology annotation, biological process: positive regulation of DNA-templated transcription. Lineage: Eukaryota; Metazoa; Chordata; Mammalia; Diprotodontia; Vombatidae. The transcript has 2 exons. The record is from RefSeq and is a predicted model, not a curated record. The coding region runs from base 1 to 849 and encodes 282 amino acids. Gene Ontology annotation, cellular component: nucleus.